AUGGCUCCAUCGCUCGCCUCAACCCUCGCCCUCCGUUCUCCUAGCCGACGCACACCAAGUCGUUCUUCAGCCGGAGCCGCAGUGGAGGACAAAGAUACCAAGUACAACCCGCUGGCCUUCCUGGAGGGCCAGGGCUUCGCGACGCAGGAGGGCUUCGACGCCCGGCGCCGUGAUAAUGGCUACAAAACUCUACGCGACUUCAUGGACCGAGGCAAGUACACGGUGACCCAGGGCGCCGACUACUUCUGCGGCUGGACCAACCCCAAGGGGACGCCGCAGCCCAUUCCGCGCUCCACGGGUUACACCCAUGACGGCCCGUGUGAGAUUUGGCUGGACGACGUGCGCGUGCUGGAACGAUCCCCCACGAUCGACUACUCGUCCUGCGAGAAGAAGGGCGGCUGCACGAUGCACUGGUACUGGCUCGGAGUGCGCUUCCUCAAGAACUCGUACUCGUGGCAGGUCUACAAGGAGUGCAUCCCCCUCACGGCCGCACCGAAGCGCCUGCGCAUGUAG
Messenger RNA from Phytophthora sojae, 513 nucleotides. RefSeq lists its product as hypothetical. NCBI's taxonomy places the organism in Eukaryota, Oomycota, Peronosporomycetes, Peronosporales, Peronosporaceae. The coding region runs from base 1 to 513 and encodes 170 amino acids. The transcript is spliced from 3 exons. The record is from RefSeq and is a predicted model, not a curated record.